Molecule: messenger RNA, 3579 nt
Organism: Verticillium nonalfalfae
Lineage: Eukaryota; Fungi; Ascomycota; Sordariomycetes; Glomerellales; Plectosphaerellaceae
Gene: KIF11
Product: Kinesin- protein 11
Exons: 4
Coding region: 1-3579 (1192 amino acids)
Biological process (GO): microtubule-based movement; mitotic spindle assembly
Cellular component (GO): spindle microtubule; nucleus
Molecular function (GO): ATP binding; microtubule binding; plus-end-directed microtubule motor activity
Source: RefSeq, a predicted model, not a curated record
AUGGCUUCCAAACGGGAGCCGCCCUCGCGCAUCGCGUCGGCAUCGUCCCUCCGCUCCGCGACCGGGAGCAGCAGCCUCACGAGGACCCGACAGGCGGCACGAACAUCAAUGCGACCCCCCCUGUCGUCCUCCCGCUUCAACCGCGACGGCGCCGUCUCGCCAGCCGAGUCCAUGGCCUCCGUGGCCACGACGAGCACGAAACGCAAGGACCGCGAGUACGACACCGAGACGGGCGGCCUCGACCACGGCGAGGAGACCAACAUCCAGGUCGUCGUGCGGUGUCGCGGUCGCAACGAGCGCGAGGUCAGGGAGAACAGCACCGUCGUCGUGUCGGCCGACGCCGCCAAGGGCAAGGACGUCAACCUGUCCAUGGGACCGAACGCCCUGAGCAACAAGACGUACAACUUUGACCGCGCCUUUUCGCCCGCCGCCGACCAGAGCAUGGUCUUUGACGAUGUUGUCAGGCCCAUUCUCGACGAGAUGCUCGCCGGCUUCAACUGCACCAUCUUCGCCUACGGCCAGACCGGCACCGGCAAGACCUACACCAUGUCCGGCGACAUGACCGAAACCAUGGGCCUCCUCUCUGAUGCUGCCGGUAUCAUUCCGAGAGCGCUGCAGGCGCUCUUCAACAAGCUCGAAGCCGACGACUGCGAGAGCGCCGUCAAGUGCUCCUUCAUCGAGCUGUACAACGAGGAGCUGCGCGACCUGAUUGCCGUGGAAGAGGGCGCCAAGCUGAAGAUCUUUGACGACACGUCACGAAAGGGCCACGCGACGACCAUUGUGCAGGGCAUGGAGGAGAAGCACAUCAAGACGGCCGGCGAGGGCAUCAAGGUCCUCCAGGACGGGAGCUUGAAGCGCCAGGUCGCCGCCACCAAGUGCAACGACCUCAGCAGCCGCAGCCACACCGUCUUCACCGUCACGGCCUACGUCAAGCGCAAGAACGAGGACGGCGGCGAGGACUACGUCAGCGCCGGCAAGCUGAACCUCGUCGACCUGGCGGGCAGCGAGAACAUCCAGCGGUCCGGCGCCGAGAACAAGCGCGCCGCCGAGGCCGGUCUCAUCAACAAGAGUCUCCUCACGCUGGGCCGCGUCAUCAACGCCCUCGUCGACCGCAGCCAGCACAUCCCCUACCGCGAGUCCAAGCUGACGCGCCUGCUGCAAGACUCGCUCGGCGGCCGCACCAAGACGUGCAUCAUCGCCACCGUCUCCCCGGCCAAGAGCAACCUCGAGGAGACCAUCUCCACGCUCGACUACGCCUUCCGCGCCAAGAACAUCCGCAAUAAGCCCCAGGUCAACCCGCUGCUGAACAAGAAGAAGCUGCUGCGCGAGUUCCAGACCGAGAUUGAGAAGCUCAAGAGCGAGCUCAUCACGACGCGCCAGCGCAACGGUGUCUACCUCUCCAAUGCAUCAUACGAGGAGAUGACCGCGCAGAGCGAGUCUCGACGCAUCGUGCUCGAGGAGCAGGCGGCCAAGAUGGAGACGCUCGAGAUGAACCUCAAGAACAAGGUCCACGAGCUGCUGUCGCUGACCUCCAACUUUAUGGGGCUCAAGAAGGACCACGACGGCACCAAGGCCCAGCUCGACGACACGAGGGACGUGCUCGACCAGACGGAGCUCGUGCUCGACGCGACGCGCAGGUCGCUCGCCGACGAGACGCACCUGCGCAAGGCGCACCAGGAGACGGAAGGCAAACUCACCGAGGUCGGCGGGCGUCUCAUCUCGACGCUCCACAAGACGGUCGGCGACGUCGACCGCCUGCGCGCCAAGAACAAGCGCAAGUCGGACCUGCAGUCGAUCAACCGCGGCGCCUGGGGCAUGGCGCAGGGCCACGUCGUCGACAUCACCUCGCUCGUGGAGCAGCGCAUGGCACUCUUGCGCGACGAGCAGCAGGAGCACGUCGCGGGCAUCUCCGAGAGGAUGAAGGCCUUUGUGGCCGAGGAGCUGGACAAGCUGACCUCGACCGAAAGCUUCCUCGAGGGCCACCUGCAGGAGUUUGUCGAGUCGCGGGAGGAGCUGCUCGCCGAGCAGAAGGGAUCCAAAGAAGAGAUGGACAACGUGCUCGAGGAGAUCAAGACGGUGCGUGAUACUGUCAAGGACCAAGUGGGCGAGAGUCUGCAGUCUAUCGCGGCGGCGGCGGAGCAGAUUGCUGCCGACGUGCUCAGCGAGCUCGGCACCUUCCACAACCAGCUGCACACAUCCUACAGGUCUCUGGGCAAAGACUUCAAGACCAUCUUCGACGACCUUGUCACGCACAUCGCCGCCCAGCGCGCCGAGUCCCUGAAGCUGCGGCAGCAACUCGAAAAGGCGACACGGACCAUCGCCGAGCGAAACGCCGCCAACGCCAGCCGCAUGCAGGAGGUCAUGGAAGGGGAGCGCAAACAGGCGGCCGUCGACCGACAGGACCUGCUCACGCAGAUCACGUCCCUGAUCAACGCGCAGGCGGAGGUGCAAGAGUCGCGACUCGCCGACAAGACGGCCGAGCUGCAGAAGAGCAUCCUCGCGUCCAACACUACGCUUGAGAAGGAUGUUGCCGCCUACGGAGAGGGUAUGGACGCGUGGAAUAGCAAGGAAGACGAGCUCCUGGAGACGGUCGCCAACUCGAAGGAAGCCAUGAAGACGAAGCUGAAGGAGGACUGGAACGCCGCCGAAGAACACAGUUCAUCCAUCCAGGGCACCACCAAGUCGGUCAACGCCGAGACGAUGCGCGUGGUGGACGAGCAGCUCGAGAACCUUGACGUGCAGAUGAAAGCCCUGGACGACUUCGUUACCCACGCCCGCGACGAGAAUGCCUCCCACCACGAGAAGCAUGCAGAGUCUGUGCAGAAGCUCUCCGAGACUGUUGGACAGUCAUUCGAAGAGAUCGCAUCGCACUGCGCGACUACGUUCGACCGUGUCCAGGACCUGGGAAGCAAGCUGGCAACGCAGACAGAGGAGGCUAGACAAGGUCUCGCACCCAUCGGGGACGACAUCUGCCAGCCCCUGGCUGCGCUGCGGGACGAGAUAGCGUCCACGGUCAUCCAGGAAUACCAACCUACCGGCGACACCCCUAUGAAGAUGCACUACCAAUUCCCGACCGAUCUGCCCAAGACCAAGGCGCACGAGAAGCUCCUCAACGACCUGCACGGCGUUUCCGCCUCGCCCAGCAAGUCCAGCACCAUCCCCACCGUCUUCGCCGACGAUGAUGACGAGCCCGACCUCCUGGCUUCGUCGCCACGCCAGACGCGGGCCUCGACGAUGCCGUCCAUCUCGGAGAACGCCCCGACGAACCACACCGUCCCGUUCAGCAUGAGCCUCCGCGAGGUGAACCCUAACCUGACGCAAACCAACCUGACGACGGCGGGCUCGUUGCUGUUCGACCCGGCGGCCGGGGCUGCCGCCAUGAAGGAGGCAGCCGCUGCCGACGGUGGCGACGCCGCGACUGGGCUUCUGCCCUUCAAGUACAGCACGUCGCGGCAGCAGAGCAAGAUUGGCCGCAAGACGGUCGCGGUGCCGCUCGAGGGGCGGGAGAACGUGCCGCUGCCCGUCGCGGCGUUCUCGCAGAGCCUCGGCCCGAGGAGGAAGAGUCCGAGAUUGAACUGA